ACUUGAACGCAGCCUUCAGUGCUCAGUGCGAGUCCAGGCAGAGGACAGACAGUCUCAUCAGCCUGUCCCCGCCGCUCAGCUUUCGGUCAACUUAUCGGAGAACAAGCAGCAGCUGGACGGAUUUAUUUUUCGUGGUUUGGGACCCGGUGAAGGUGCCAAACGCUCGACGCGAUGUCCAGGCGCAAACUUGGAAGCAGACCGCAGCACCUGAGUGCAAUUCAAGAUGCCACUGACAUGCCGGAUGGCAGCACUCCAUCAGACGACCUGCCUCCCCCUCCUCUUCUUCCUCCUCCGCAGCCCCAAGCUCCUGACGAGGGUCGUGACCUCCUGACCUGCGGCCAGUGCAGCCGGGCCUUCCCCCUUGCCCACAUCCUGGCGUUCAUACAGCACAAACAGGGUGGCUGCCGCUCACGAAACCAAGCCACAAAUGCCAACGCCACGCCCCCCUCACCUGCCAACCGUGCUCAGCAACACCUAACCAACGCCGAGCUGGGCCCGGGCUUCAUUGAGCUUCGGAGAGGGGGCCGAGCCUGCAGUGAGGAGCCCGGCGUGAAGGUGAAGGCGGAGCACAGCAAAGCAGCAUCUGAAGAGCCCUCCUACUUCACCUGCCAGCAGUGUGAAGGCAUGUUUCCAUCUGCAUGGGCGCUCUUACAGCACGCUCAGCACAUACACUCCUUCAGCAUCUACCAAGAGGAUGAAGAGGAGGAUGACACCGAUGUGAGAGGAGGAGGACGAGGACUUAAAGAGCACAAGCCUGCUGCAGCCACUCUGGACCCUCGCCACCUGAGUCAAGCUCUUGCCUCCGCCUUUCAGCCCUCUGCCCUGCGCCUCAAUCGCUCCCGUCUAACACACACCUCCUCCUCCACCUCCUCUUCCAGUAACAUGCAGGCUCUGAACUUUUCAGUGCGGCUCAGGGAGCUCGCAGAGGGGAAUAACAGCACCACAGGCAGCUCCCACGGAGGCCUGGUGCUUUCCCCGUCCUCUUCUCCACCGGAGGCUUCUCCCUUUCCUCAGACCAGCUCCCUCCAGGCCGACUUCCACUGCCAGUUGUGCGACCAGAGCUUCCAGUCCCUGCGUGCCCUCUCCGCCCACCGCCGGACUCACGCCUGCGACAGGCCCUAUCACUGCGGAGUGUGCGGGCAGGCCUUUGCCCAGAGUGGCCAGCUGGCCCGGCACAUAAGGAGCCAUCACAGGGAGGCAGGAGGAGGAGGAGGUGGAUAUGAGUCGGUAGAGAUGGUCGUGAUGGAGGAGGACGGAGGGAGGCAGGGGAUGAGAGGGAGGUUUCAAAUGCAGCCAGCUGGAAUCAUGGGAAAGGGAAUGGUUGGUGAAGAAGUUAGAUCGCAGGGCCCCUCCGAGCUAGACCUGACCCUGCCCAAACACCCGUCCAUAGCUUCAGGCCUGAUGCUGUUGACCUCGGUUAGACCGCCAGACAGGGAGCUGCUGAGGCUGUACCAGCGCCAGAGAGAGGCGGGAGAGGGAGGGGAGGAGGAGGCAGAGGGGCAGGGGGAGCCUCGGCACACCUCGCCCUGCGCCAGCCCGUCUGAAGGCUCACUGGAAAGCGGAGAGACAGGAGGCAGCGGCGAGAGUGGCAUCGCCAGUGGCAACUGCACGCCCAAACGGCCAGAGAUGGGCGACAGAGUGCGAGGAGUCGGAGAGUGGGAGAACGAGCGAGGAGAGAUCAUAGAGAAGGAGACUGAGUGGAGCUCAGCCAAAGUCAGCGAGGUUGUGCAGGAGUGGCAGAGUAAGAACGAGCGGAGGAGUGUGGGAGGAGGUGUUAGCGGCGGAGGAAACAACAACAAUACCGCAGUAGGUUCAGGUGGGAAGAAGAAGAAAGACGAAGCCUGCGAGUUCUGUGGCAAACAGUUCAGGAACAGCAGCAACCUGACCGUGCACCGCCGCAGCCACACAGGUGAACGGCCCUAUCGCUGUGGCCUCUGCAACUACGCCUGCGCCCAGAGCUCCAAAUUAACGCGCCACAUGAAGACCCACGGUGCGCAUGGAGCCAAAGCCUCCUUCUUGUGCCAGCUGUGCUCGGUCCCCUUCACCGUCUACGCCACUCUUGAGAAACACCUGAAGAAAGUUCACUGCCUGAGCCACGCCAGCGUGGGGGCGUACGCGCAGGCCAGUGCUGCGGACACUUUGGCUGCCAUAAAAGCUGAAGAAGAAGCAGUGGUGGUGAAGAUGGAGGAGGAUGAGGCCAGUUUAGAUCAGAUUGAAAUGGAGAGCAAAACUCACAGUGAUGUGAAAAGCAUGGAGGUGGAGGAGGGGCAGAGCGAGUACGUGGAGAGCAGAGGGAGUCCGGCCGCAGUGGCCGAUCUCCCACCAGAGAGCAACACUGAAGUGAGCUUAGCUUUGACUUCUGCACCAUGAGAGCUGCUCUCAUUCAUUAAUUGACAAUAAAAAAGCACUGUGUAGGAUUCAACUCGCCAUUCAAGUAAAAAGAACUCGCCCCAUCAUUGAGCAAACUGGAAUCUAAAGCAAAAGCUGCAGUCGGCCUCUCAUCCUCUUUGCCAGCGCGGAGGCACACAGCAGCCACGUUGUAUGCAAAGCUGCUGGUUGAAACUAAGUGCCUACAGUUCUUUAGACCACAGAGCAAAACAAGGCCGUGACAUUCAACAGGGAGAUUACCAGAGCUCUCAAACAGGAAGUGAACCGCCACAGUCCACACAGACACAGGAAACCAAUCACCAUUUUGCAGUGCAGGAUGCAAAAGACGAGUGAUUUAUCUCUCUAGCGACCCACCGGACAGGUGGAGACAGAUAUUAACUGUCAGAUACUAUAGAGAAGGGAUUAUAUUGCAUAAAAAAAGACAAUAGAACGAUGUUAAUAUAUUUUCAGCAGACCAAGAGAGGUCAUAUUUUGCUUCCUAGCUGGUUUUCUUUUGAGAAGACCUUUUAAAGACUAAAGUUGUUUGAACAGACACAAGGGUGAAAUGAAUCCAAACACUGUCUGCCUGCAGUUUCUCAGACUCCUCUUUUUAAAGGCGCUUGGUUGUCACAACACUUGUCACUUAACGUAAUGUUCACAGGGCUCACGGAGCUUGGCAAGGUUGUGCUCCUGACUUUGUGACAGUAUGUAUGGAUGAUUUUCUGUUUUCUAGUUUUAAAAAUGUGAAUAAGGAGACUUUAAAGUCUCAUCUACUGAUGUUUUUUUUUUUUCAUGAUACGUUUCUAUGCAUAAAAAAAUUGCAAUUUUACCUACAUGUGAAACGGGUCUGUAUUUUUUUCUCUAUUUGUACUUAUUAUUGUGAUGGUAAUUUCUCUCUUUCAUUGUUUACAUUUGUAAAGUGCCGGACUGUUUGAAGCUCGUGCAUGUUUUGCAGCCAUUCGAAACUGUUCUUUUUUUGUCGCUUGUGUUUGUAUUAUUCUUAAUUUAUGGAUGCUGCAUGUUGGUGAUUGUGUAACUGCUGAACUACAGGGUGAGAGGUGCAGAAGUAGCUAGUCGAUUGGUGGAGUUUUGUGUGAAGCACUUGGGUGAGUUUGAGUGAAUGUGUUUGUUUGUUUUCCUGUACAUAUUGGAGAAAAAAAUCCUCAGGUGACACUUCUACUUGAACACUUUGUCCUGUGAUUUUGUGUGCAGAGCAUGACUCAGCAGGUCAUAAUCACCGUGUCAUGCGUCUGACAGGUGCUUUGCAGACAACGAUUUAAACAUACAAUAUGUUAUUUUCUACAGCUAGGGGGUCUCUCGGUCAAAACAAUAACACAAGAUGGAGCAAUGCCAUCAUUGCAGUCUGUUUCUCCUGGUUAGAAUUCCUUCAGUAUUCAUUAAAGAGGUUUUUACCGCUUUUCUCCUCCCAAAAACAGUCUUCAGUCUUUUUCUGACACUGUUUGGAUCAUCAUGGAGGGGCAGCUACCCAGGUCCUGCUCAUCUCUGCUCACAUUUGGUCUCUGAUAACUUAAAAUCUACACAUUCAGGAGGUUUUAACCAAGAGUCAGAUUAUCCACAGGGGUAUCUUCCUUGGUGAUUUAAUCUUGUGAAAACACUUAGUAAAUCAGUUUCAUUUUUAAAAUAAGCGUUUCACCUAUGCUGUUCAUCGUGGCAGUGGCUGAAGCCAGUGUUAACUUCAAAUCCAAACGUUGAGGAGGUUUCUACCUGGAGCUCAUUAUACACAGAGGUGUCUUCUUCAAACCAGCAGAUACAGGGGUUUAUUCUGGUAGAAAUAAUAAUAAACAUUCAGACAACCACAAGGGAUAAGACGCCACUGAGAAGUGACGGUGGCUAAGUGACACAGAUUGUGUCCUUGAUCAAAAUGACAGAUUUCUCUGUGUUUGAACAUUGUUGGAAACUCAGACAUUGCUCUAUUUGUUUUAAGGCAUUUUAAUGCAGAGAAGAUACUUAUUAUAUCUUUAAAACCACAAGAGGAUUCUGCAAAUUUAACGAAAAACAGGACAAAGUUGUCAAGUAGAAUGCUGCCAAUGUUAUCGUGACUACUGUGAUGACUUUGCGUGACCAUAUCUGAUUUCUACUUGCAUUCAUGUCAGGGAAAGCAAAUUCUUGUGUGUGUUGUGUCAUGAAUGGAUGAGUGCAGUGUAACUGUUCAGGGAUAAUAAUUUGUACAUAGAUUGACAUUCUUGCUGUUGCUCUACUUAUUAUUGUUAUUAUUAUUAAUGUUAACUGCCUCCACUUUUCCUAGAGUCGUCUCCUUUCCGCUGAACACUGGCUAUUGUGAAGCUCUGCUGUCUUUGUAAAGUUGACACCAUUUUGUAAUUCACCUUCUCAUGAGGAGCCUCAAUAAAGAAUUGAGGUGAAA
Molecule: messenger RNA, 4750 nt
Organism: Plectropomus leopardus (leopard coralgrouper)
Lineage: Eukaryota; Metazoa; Chordata; Actinopteri; Perciformes; Serranidae
Gene: znf296
Product: zinc finger protein 296
Biological process (GO): positive regulation of transcription by RNA polymerase II
Cellular component (GO): nucleus
Molecular function (GO): RNA polymerase II cis-regulatory region sequence-specific DNA binding; DNA-binding transcription factor activity
Source: RefSeq, a predicted model, not a curated record